AUGUCGCUUCCGUGCUAUGAAGACUUCAGUGGACUAACAGUUGACGGGAGACCGGCCUCCCGUACGAUUUGGAGAGGUCCCAUGGAGUUUUCUCCAGACCAGAAACGCCAUGAGCUUCCAGAACUGGAUUUUGGUCCUGUGUUGGCUUUGCAGUCAUCCCUCGAAGGGAUCGGCACAGAGACCGGCAACAUUGGAUUCGCACGGAAGCCGAAACCGCUGGUGUAUAGAGCCUGUCCGAAAGGGAUUGCCUUGGAGGUACGAUCGCCGUUACCAGCAAGAGAGUUACCACCCAGCCCUUCGUCCACUCGUCCGGCCAAGGGACAACUCAACAUACCAAUACUCCGAGGGUUUCCUGGCAGAGAGAUUCUCGGCGCUGUGACAGAUGGAGGCCAAUGGGCUGCCGACUUUGAAAAAUCAAAGUCCCCUGGUUUGCCUCACGAUCCGGGUCUGUCAGAGACGAUCUUCCAUCAGCAUCCUCUGGCGAAGGAGAUGGGCUUAUCCAUUGAACACCAAGCACUUCUGGGGUUGAUUAUCCCAGAGGAAAAGACGACUAGGAACAGGACUGAUGACUAUGAGACUGAUGAAGAAAACUCGGAACACGAAAGACAGGCCUUGGACCAGAUUCAAGGAACAGUAUCGGCUAUCGCCAUCCGUUCUCUUGGGAAGAAAGUCAAGUCUUUAACCAAGAUGAAAAGCGCCUCCAAGUUACCGUACAGCAGUAGCAUGGCGACCAUGGCUGAGCUGCUGAUAGACUUUCCACCACCUCCUCCUAUACCGAGCGAUCAACGUGCCGGCUUCCUUCGUGCGGCCAAGUCAGCAUCCUCGCUACAAUCAAAACAGGCAGCCCCGAGUGCUACAACCUUAAGAUCCAAGCGUAGCACAGGCAUAGACAAAUCUCUCAUCUCGCAACCAAUACAGCCCCGCGAAGAACCAAGGUUGACCAGGUCUGAGACUACCCUGACAGGAUUUCAAAAAUCAUCGUCGUCACUCAGUCUGCCCCCUGUAAAUCUGCUCAUCUCGGCAGCCUCAGCAGACUUGGGAGCGCUUUCGAGACAACACCUAUCAUCGCCUAUCAUGCCACAAGCUCUUGGCUUGAAGGAGUUUAGGGCCGCGAAAGAAGUGACUUAUCGCUUGGCACGACCGCGCCUGUCGCCGAUGGAGUAUGCACGCAGGUUCCUCAUCGAGCAGGCAAAGGCUGCCCGUGAAGGGCGAGAUUGCAAUAUCGUACGACCGGAACUCACCAGUUUCUUCACAAAGAACCACGAAAGAUUCAUUCUUAUUCCAAAGAUUCCUGCUUCUGCGAUGUACCUCACUCCUCAGACCCCUUUCCCUCAAAGCUCCAUUCAAAAACCCAAACUCAAUCUCAGGCCUCUUGCCAAGCCUGUGGUGAAGGGCCCGAGGACCCGCGCCCGCAAUCCGGGCCGCUCAAAGCUCAACAUAAUCACGUCAGCGGUUUCCGACGACGAACCAGAGAAGGAAGAAACCCAAGACGCCUGCGAAAUAUCUGUCAAUCCCAGCAAACCUGACGGGAGGCCUCAGGAAGAGCUGUGCACAACCCAAAUCCUAGCACCUGAGAAGCACAGUUCUCUCACCGACUCACUACUCCGGACACUGCGACCGACUAGCCCUACUUUAUCUGCUGGUCACCAUCUAUCAGAUCAAACCCACUUUGUUGACAUCACGGCAGUACCAGCGCCACUUAGGUUACUAGGACCGAAGCGCAUCAAUCCGUUGCCGAGGGACAUUCAAGCGCUCUCCCCAGCCAUACGCGAAGACGUAUCCAGAGACUCCGAUGCUGUUUCGACGGGUUCUCACGACAGUGCUGUGACAAUAUUGCGCAACGGAAAGCCGAUUUGUCUCAGAAACGCUGCGUUUCCAGUUGAACAACCAAAGGAAAGAGGAACUACCCUCACCGGCACCAUGGCAGAACCCGAAGAAAAGGGUUGCAGCGACGGCCACCAGACCAAGGAGGGCAAUAGCGAAAACACUGACUUCCCUGAGGAGGCCGUCAGACAACUCGCGCCGGACGCUAGCCCUAUAACCCCAGCAGUAUCCUCGGAUAUGGAUCAGCCGCCUAGUCUGAUCAUUCCACCCGCCCUACAACAAUAUUUUGAUGAACUUACUAAAAAGCACGAGUCUUCGAAAGACAAGGCUCAAUCCCCUACACCAUCCGCCAAGUCCAGGGACAUUACUUCUGUGGAGGAUAGCACAGUGGAAAAAGACGUACUCAUCUCAGAUGAAGGCAAGACCGCGUCAGCUGCAACAGACAUUCAGUCACACAGCGAUCAAGUCAAGCCUUCAGCGGGUGCCUCGUCCAGCACAUCAAAUCACGGUGCGAAACCCCGCAAAUCUCAACCCACUCGUCCUGUGCGUUUCCCCAAGAUAAACGUGGCGGAUUGGGGACCUCCGCCAACACCCCCUCCGAACAAGCCAUUGCCGCCCCUGCCAAACCGACCACCAAACCCGCCGCUUCAUGGCCUCUCCCUUCGACUCCUUUGGCCAACUCUUCCCACACAUAGGAAGCCAAUGGCAGCUGUAGCACAAGCCUCAUCCGUAUCUCCAGUCAUACCAGAACAGGCACUCGUCAAGUCGCUGUCCGAGGCACCCCUCCGACAGCCCUCGCCUCGCAACCAGACUCAAAUUACGGACUUCUUCCAGAGUGCAGGAGAGGUGAGAGGAAAGAGACACAGAGUUGAUGCCAGGUUCGUCAACAGGACAGAAUUUCAAGAUCCCAGUCCACCAUCCAUAGUGCAAGACUUGCAGAGGAACAACAAGCUGGAGGAUGCUGCCAGGGCCCAGGUCAAGGAACGAACUGGCGGCGGACACACUAUCCAAAGUCUCGCAACCCCAGUUCAGGUUCAGACCAACAAAAGUUCCGAAGACGAAGACGAGGAGGAAGAGGACUCUAUCAUGGUUAACAUUGCGCCUGAGUUGGCAGAGAUUCCAAGAUUCCUAGCAGAAUCGACUGGUCACAUCAUGCCAGGCAACCCCUCAAUCUCCUCUGAGAAGACUCAGAAGGCCACAGGCCGUUCAGAAACGGCGCCGAAGAUUCCUCUCCGUGGGCAGUCGGCAGCAGCUCUUCAGGGGAUAGCUCACCAGGACAGCCAUGGAGGGAAACCAUAUGAGCAGAGCCCUGCCCUUCGUUCCGUCAAAUCUCACGGCCCCUCGGCUCUGAACUCUCUACCGAAGCCAGAGGCCUCUAAUGAACCGGCGGUUGGAAGCGCGCAGCUGAACACCGAGGAUAAACGAUCAGCACAAGUACUGGGUGCCAACAAAUCUCGCACUUCGGAGAAAACUAAGGCUGCUACCUCCAAAACUACUGGGGAGGAUGAAUACGUUGUGGCGAAAAAGCAAGUCAAAAUGCGCCUUCUCGAGAUGAAGUCUCUUGCAGACUUCCGAAGUCGACGAACAGGCGAGGGCGGAGCAACUGCCUCCAGCUCCGAGAAUGCUGCUCAGGACCAUGUGAGAAGCUCCUCGGGUCGCAACAGGAUCGCCAGCGCUGAGGCUUCUGUGCGUAGAAACGAGGACUCUAUGGGGAGUUCCUCGGAGGAGGCCCAAACCCGGACUCACGCUCGAUCGAGACGGUUUUUCGGCAUGUUCAGGAAGGACAAGCGGAGUGAUGAGAAGUGA
Messenger RNA from Verticillium alfalfae VaMs.102, 3630 nucleotides. RefSeq lists its product with no specific name. The coding region runs from base 1 to 3630 and encodes 1209 amino acids. The transcript is spliced from 3 exons. The record is from RefSeq and is a predicted model, not a curated record. NCBI's taxonomy places the organism in Eukaryota, Fungi, Ascomycota, Sordariomycetes, Glomerellales, Plectosphaerellaceae.